Molecule: messenger RNA, 4116 nt
Organism: Penaeus monodon (black tiger shrimp)
Lineage: Eukaryota; Metazoa; Arthropoda; Malacostraca; Decapoda; Penaeidae
Product: protein lifeguard 1-like
Cellular component (GO): membrane
Source: RefSeq, a predicted model, not a curated record
AAUUGACUUCACAGCUUGCGGCAUGUUCAUAUGGGUGUCCCUCAUUGUUCUCAUAAUGUUCGGUAUCCUGGCCAUCAUUUUCCAAAAUAAGAUCCUGAACAUCGUGUACUCUAGUGUGGGUGCCCUACUCUUCUCCUUCUACCUGGUGUUCGACACGCAACUCAUGAUCGGAGGAAACCACAAGUUCUCCAUCUCACCUGAGGAAUAUGUCUUCGCUGCCCUCACUCUCUACCUGGACAUAAUCAACAUCUUCACGUACAUUCUCUCCAUUAUCGGGAAUAGUCGAAGUUAAGGACAGAGGGAUGAUCAGUGACAGUUCUAGCUAGCUGGCUUGAAGAUGGAAGGGAAAUCUACUUUGUAGUUGGAAUCCUCUGGAGUGAACCAAAUUUUUUUUUGUAUUGUUAGUGCGUAUUUUCUGUUUUGAAAAAGAUUGUUGUUUUCUGUACUUGUUUUCUAUAACAAUCUAAAAGACAAAUGUUGUUUUUUUGUUUUUCUAGUUAUGAUGAAUUUAUCUGCUUGCUUGAUUUUUUUUCAUAAUUGCCAAGUAAUAGGCCAAAGAUUCAGAAUAAUUGUACAUAGUACAGUACACAUUAUUCUUCAUAUGGAGAUUUAUCUUACUUCAUUUUCUAAGCUGUCAAGUCCUGUGGUCUAUAUAUCAAGUUACCCAAUUAAAGACAGUUCACCGAGACUUCUCUGCAGGAAAUGAUCAUAGUAGUAUCUGAAGGCAGCAGACCUCUUGUUAUUUUAUGUACUGUUUUAUUCAGAUCCUCUUAGUAUAGAUAAUGAAUUUAAGGUAAUGUGUGCUAAUGCAAAUCACUGCAAGAAGAAAAUAACAAUAAGGUGUAUAUCUGUAUGUCCUAGUAUCUAGUGUAGAAUGCCAUCUUAUCCCAUAUCUGUUUGCUUUAUAGAUGAUUAUAGUAUUUAACCCUCAUGUGAUAUCCCUCUGCUGCAAACGUAUAUACAUUUUGGCCAGGUCAUGUAUCGAUUUUGUAUUCUGGCUACAGGUUUCUGGAAAACUGUGUUAUUCUCCUGUUUUUCCUGCAUUUUUUCAAGGCUGCAACCUGAUUCUUGUGUAUGCGAAGACACUGCGAGGAAAAGGGAGGUGGAAUGUGUUUCAUAGCCACUCACCCCCACUCCCCACCAAAGAUUUUUAUGUUGUAUGACAGGCAGGAAUUGAGGGUCUUGGGCAAGUGAAAUGUGCAUUUUUUUCUAUCAGGUAAUUUUCACAUGUAUCUGUGCUUGCAGCCCCCCCACAAAAGCACUCGUACUCGAAUACAAGAACAUGCACACAUUCUUUUUGCACUUUGGGAAGUAAAUUUUGAAGGGAUUGCUUUAAAAACUCAUGUAUACUUCCUUGUAAUACACUAUAUAUAUUAAAAGCACAAAGUGAUUACAUUUUCUGUGACAUCAAGAAAGAAAUAUUAUUUUGUAAUUAAUAUUCUGCAAAGGGAUUUCAUUUGCAUAGUCUAUACUGUAUCAUAUUGUAAAGAGAAGUGUAUUUUUUUUUCUUUCACGUUUUUCUGCUUUGAUGUCUUACUGUUUUGUAUUUAUUUAUUAUUUAUUUAUUUAUUUAUUUUUUUUUUUUAUUUAUUUUUUUGUACUACCACAAGCUGGUGUAUUUACAAAGCUUGAAAAAAAGAAAAAAGAAAGAUAGCUAAAAUAAAUAAACAAGGAGAAAAAUAUACUGAAUUAUAUAUGUCCCUUCCAUUGGCAAGAUUAAAGUACUCUUUGCUAUACAGUACUUUGUAUUUUGAGACAGACUUGAGUGAGUAGGCAAGGUCAAGAAACAGAGACAAAGAGAAAUGGUCAGUAGGUGAAUGAGUGAAUGGAGAAUGAAUGCGAAUGUAUAUGAGAGCUUAAGUCUUGUGAAAACUAAAUGGGUCUCAUUAAAAUUUGACAUGUACCCAAGACUACAGAUUGUAAUGAAUUGACGUCCUGUAGCGAGAGUCUUUUGAAUUUUCAGUGCUCAUUUUAUCAGCCAGGUUACAAUUCAUUCUCUCUUUACUCAUUUAGUAGAAGUGAAUUUUACUGUAAAUGAAGAGAAUAAUGUUAAGGGCCUGAAUUGUAAAGUGUAAUGUAUAGGUUAAGUGAUGUAUUUCUGUAUGUAAAUGUAUAUCUCUCUUAUAUAUGUGAUUUUUUUCUCUAAUGACCUUUGGGUUCAGUGGCAUUCCAAGGGGAAGCAUUUGUCUAGUUUAAGAUUACUGAGUCAGAGAGGAUUAUGAGAUUUUCAGCUUUAUUGAAUGAUUGUCUGUAUCUAGAUUCAUAUUUUUUUUCACAUUUCUAUCAUUGCAGAUUUGAACAAUGAAUCAGAUGAGCAUAUCAAAAAGUACAUACCAAAGGAUAUUUUUCUAAAAAGAAAGUAAAGAAUAUUUUUCUCCCAAGUAACUUGUAUGUAACAUUAAGUAUUUUAAAGUAAUUUUAGUCAUAAACCCAUGAAUGUUGAUAGAUGCUGUCAUAACAACAAUUGGUAUGAAUUGAUACGUGAACAUAAAUUACAUGUAUCUUUUAUCUUUUGUCUCUCAGAUUCUUUCAAUUAUGUGAUAUGAUAAAGAUUUUAUUCUGAAAACAUAAAAGAACAAGAGAUUAUGUUAAUUGAUUAAGACAGAGAGCAAUUAGGAAAAAAUAUGUCUUUUAUUUUCUCUGAUCCAUUUAUUAGAAACUAAGUCUCAGAAUUAUUAAGUUGUCUAAGGAAAGAAGAAAUUGUUUGUGAUGAGAAGGCAGAAUGCCAAAGAAAGGUAUAAUAGAUAUAAUAUGCAGACUACAAGCUGAAAUGAUAGAAUGGUCUGCUGUGUACUAUAGUUUAUCCUGUGCAAUUUUCUUUGUGAAUGUUUCGUGUCUGCAAUUAGGCACCACCUAUAAUCCGAAUCUUGAAGUAUCUCACCACUUAAAUUUUGUCAUUUAAUCUCUCUCUGAGUCAGAGAAUAUAUUUUUAUUUAAAAAUAUUUCUUUGUCCCCUUGACAGAGACUGUGUUCUCUUUGGCUCUCUCUCUCUCAUGAUCUGUGGCUUUGUCAUGAAUCUCUGUACUUUAACAGUGUAAUUAUGUUUGAAUGUUCUUUAAAGGGAUUGUCACAUUGAGCCAAAUUUUCUUGGUUUGCUAAAGAUUAUAUGAUAUAAGCUUUCAUAUGUCAUGUUAAAUUUAUUUAUUGUCAUGGAAUAUCAGGCUGUAGGUUAAUUUAUUUACCAUUUUGGUGCCUUGUAUAUUUUGCUCCAUUUGAAUAUAUUCUCAUGAUAGUAUUAGAAUUAUUACUGAUUGAUUAAAUCAUUUUAAUUAUAGAUUUUGAUAAGAAUGUAUUGUUUGUCUAAAAAUUUAAAAAAAAUACAGAAUCAGACUGAACAACAAAAAAAUUACUUAGUCCGUAAAAUAGAAAAUAUUUUUAAAAAUCCAAGAAAAGUUGUCUCUAUAGGACAACCCCAGAAAUCAGAUGCAUACUAUAGAUUUUUCAAGAGAGAGUGCAAAAAGUCUGGGUUACAUUUUUAUAAUUUUCAUUACACUUCUUUACAUCCUGUUUAAGACUUAUUUCAUUAUGGCAUUAUAUAUAUAUUGCUUGUUUAUGAACUUCCGAAGUGCCCCAUACUUUACUCGUGUCCAAAUGCAAGGUCUCACAGAAGUUACAGUCAAGACCUGUGACAGUAGUCUCGUUGUGGUGGUCAUCCGAUCAACUUUAGGCAUCUACAAAUUUCUUUUGCCUUUUGCAUAUCUUGCCCACCAUCUCUUAGGGUGGGAGAGAGGCAUGUCUUGUCAUCUAUAUAAUAAGCUUGAUGUCAUGAGACCGUAAUGAAUAGAAACGUCAUUGUAUGUGCUGUUUGCUUCCCUUUAAUGCCUAACAAAUCCUCCUGUAACAUUUUAGGUGACUUCCUGUGGUGGAUAUUGUAGAGAUAGAGAAGUCUCUUGUUGCCUGUAAGCAAAGGAAACUAUACAGGAGCAUAGGCAUGUUAGAAGAUUUAAUUUGUUUGGGAGAUAAAGAAUCGUUUUAUUUUCAUUUUCUCUACAUAUUUUGUUAUAUUCGCAGUGUUUUGUCUCUGAUUAAUCAUUGCAUAAUGAAGGUUUGGAUUUUGGUACAAAAACACUGCUACUUGUUUCUCAGUUCAUUUAAAUAAAACUUCUUGAAUUUUUU